AUGAUUUUCAAAGCCCCCAUCCUCGUCUGUGUGUUGUUCCUCGUGCUAUCUGCAAUAGACCUGUAUUCUUGUGUGCAUGUUGUAUCUUUAAAUGAAGGAAACUUUUCGCACGAGCUUGAGGGGUGUGGACAUUGCAAUAAGCUGAAGCCAAAGCUUGAGGAGGCAGCAAAAACAGUCUCCCAACUUGGCUUUAAUAUUUACUCGGUCAGCUGUGAGGAUGAUUCGCAACUAUGUCAAAAAUUCCAGAUUUCCGGAUACCCUUCUCUAAUCCUAUUCCACAACGCAAUUCGCGUCAAAGAUUAUCCAAAUAACGCUGCUAGAGAAGUUCCCGAAAUUGUUGAAUUUAUCAAGAAGGAAAACAGCCCGGCAUUCUCGACGAUCAAUUCUGAUGAAGAUCUUGCUGCCAUGCUUUCAGACAAAACAGCAUACUCCGUCAUUGCAAUCAUUCCUGAAGAUCAUCCAAAAAAGCUCGAGGCUAUUGAAAAAGUUGGAGCCAUGGCCAGAGCCAACAGAGACUUGGCCUCGUUUGCCAUUACCCAUCUUUCCAAAAGCGACCAUUUGAAGCCAUAUCCUGAGGCAACCUUUUUAAUUAUCUCUGAAAAUAUUACCCAUCUGACCAGCGACCUUUUGAAAGACGAUGUUCUUACGCAGGUUCAUCGUUUGAAACUCCCUCUGUAUGGAAAGCUUGACGAAGAGACGUAUCAGUCGUAUUCUGAGGCAAAGCUUCCAAUUGGGUUCUUGUUUGUGACGCCAGAAGAGGCCGAAACAUACAAGGAAAUGAUGACCGAUAUUGCAAAAAAGUUUUCCGAUUUGAUCUCUAUCGUUUGGUUUGAUUCCACCAUUUAUGGAAUAUAUGCCAACACGCUUGGUCUGUCUGGAAUGAAAUUUCCUUGCUUUGCAAUCCAUGACAUGGAAACCGGAUUUAAAUUCCCAUUUUCCGAAGACGUUCCGUUGGACUCUGAUCAUAUUUCCAACUUUAUUGAGGAAGUUUUUGCCGGAAAAAUCUCGCCUUAUUACAAAUCGGAGCCGAUUCCAGCCCACAAUGAUUCCGCUCCCGUUCAAAAGCUUGUGUUCAACAGCUUGAGCACGGUGCUUAACUCAUCCAAGGCCGUUUUUAUCAAUUUUUGUGUGCCCAACCACGAAGGAUGCAUUGCCUUUGCCCCAAACUACCUUGAAUUGGCCAAUUCGUUCAAGGACCAACAUGAUAAAGUCCUUUUUGUCGAAUUUGACUUGAAUCAAAACGACCUACCUCUUGAGAUCGAGUCCACCAUAGAAAAGAUCCCCGCUCUUUAUCUGUAUUUGCCCGAAACAAAGUCCUUCAGUGAAUUUGUCAAAUUUGAGGGCAAGCCUUACAAAACAAAGCUUGCUGAAUUUCUCGUGGCCAGUUGCACGCAUGGACUAAAGUCUGUUGUUGUUGACUCGGAUGACCAUAUAUCGCAAAAUUAUGAAAGCAAUCAUGGAUAUUUUGACCAUGAUGAUGCAGACUCUGGAUUUGGAAGCGAUUCGAUGGACUUUGAAGAGCCUAGCCAUGAUGAUGUGUAG
Messenger RNA from Mitosporidium daphniae, 1542 nucleotides. RefSeq lists its product as uncharacterized. Gene Ontology annotation, cellular component: endoplasmic reticulum. The coding region runs from base 1 to 1542 and encodes 513 amino acids. Lineage: Eukaryota; Fungi; Microsporidia. Gene Ontology annotation, biological process: response to endoplasmic reticulum stress; protein folding. The record is from RefSeq and is a predicted model, not a curated record. Gene Ontology annotation, molecular function: protein disulfide isomerase activity. The transcript is spliced from 3 exons.